ACGGGCUCCAAGAUGGCGGCGCCGGAGGAGCGGCUCGUGUCGGAGGGCGAAGGCGGCGCCCCGGGCUCGGCGCGGCUCUCCCCGGCCCCGCUGCCGGAGGCCGCCGAGCCGCUGGCGCCCAUGGAGCCGCCGCCUCAGAGCAACACGCUCAUGGGGCUGCCCAUCGUGGCCAUCGAGAGCAUCCUCAGCUUCCUGUCCUACGAUGAGACGAGCCAGCUGCGCCUGGUUUGUAAACGAAUGGACUUGGUUUGCCAGAGGAUGUUAAAUCAGGGAUUUCUGAAAGUGGAAAGAUACCACAACUUGUGUCAAAAGCAAGUCAAAGCUCAACUUCCAAGACGAGAGUCAGAAAGGAGAAACCAUUCAUUAGCUCGCCAUGCAGACAUCCUCGCUGCUGUAGAAACGAGACUCUCUCUCUUAAAUAUGACUUUCAUGAAGUAUGUGGAUUCCAAUCUCUGUUGCUUCAUACCUGGAAAGGUAAUAGAUGAAAUUUAUCGAGUGCUAAGAUAUGUAAACUCUACAAGAGCUCCUCAGAGAGCUCAUGAAGUUCUUCAAGAACUAAGGGACAUUUCCUCCAUGGCUAUGGAAUAUUUUGAUGAGAAGAUUGUUCCAAUACUGAAAAGAAAGAUGCCUGGGUCAGAUGUAUCGGGACGUCUAAUAGGAACUGCCCCAGUUCCAGGGCCUUCUGCAGCACUGACAACAAUGCAGCUGUUCUCCAAGCAGAGCCCUUCCAGGCAGGAAGUCACCAAGCUGCAGCAGCAGGUGAAAGCCAACGGCACGGGCCUGACGGCGCUGAAGCGGGAGAUCUCGGAGCUGCGCGUCAAAGUGCAGGAGCAGCAGAAGCAGCUCCAGGAUCAAGACCAGAAACUGCUUGAGCAAACCCAAAUCAUUGGGGAGCAGAACGCCCGCUUGGCCGAGCUGGAGCGCAAGCUGCGAGAGGUGAUGGAGAGCACAGUAGGCAAUUCCUCAGGUUCCGGCUCAAAUGAACAAUCUCCACGGAAACGGAGGAAGGCGGUGGAUUCCACAGACUGUCCUAGGAAAUCUAAACGCCUUCGGAACAGAAAAUAACUGGGGAGGAAAUGGCGCCUUCAGGAGGAUACACUGCUCUAGUAGCCUGAGCAGCCCUGCGUGUUUGGAUACUGUGACCAGCUUCAUGGUGUCACUUAGGCUGCUGGCUCUUCAAAACACCACUUAGACUUGAACAGUAAUUUUCUUUCAGUGACUUUUCCCCUGCUUUCUAUAUGGGUGGGCCUAAUGCACAGAAUCUUUAAGAUUUGCAAUAGCUACAUACUAACCAGACCUGCUCUGUUAUGUUUUGAGGGGUUAACCUUUUUUUUCCGUGCAGAUGUGUUUUAAAGUAAACUUAUUUGUGUUUAUGCAUAUGUUCACAUGAAAUCUUAAAUAAAUUGUCUUAACUGACUAAAUGGUUAAGAGUAAAAACAGAUGUCCUGCUCACUUGAAGGAAAGAUCCGCUUUUAAAACCUUGUUUUUGAGAACUUGACCUUUUUUGUUACAAGUGACCUUGUCUGGAAUGUCUGAAAAGUAGUUAAUACUUUUUGGGGUUCUCUGUAAUGAGUAAAACUGACUUCUUAAGCUACAGUAUUGGCUAUAUAUUUUUGUAAACUUCCAUGGAAGGGCCUUCUAUCCAGUCUUCACAUGCACACACUCUGGUUCUAGGUCUUGGGAGCCAUAUUCUACAUUUGCAUGGAUAGAUGCAUGUACAGCUUUGUCAGCCUGCCAAAAGCACUUGCCUGAAACUGUUCCAAACUCUGGGAGAGAGCACAGAGAUCUGUCAAGCAAUUCCUUUGUUCCUCAGCCAUGACUCAGUCUCUGCUUUCAGCACAGUGACUUCCUUGCAGCGAGGUGGUCUGGGGAGGCCAGCAGCAGGAGCGUUUGAGCCUGGGCUGUGUGGCCACUCACCCUGCCUGGAAGGCAGGGAUUUAUUGUUAGCCAAAGCUGGAGAAUGGAGAGGCUGCCUAUGCAUCACUUGGGUCAUAGGCCAACACCUACAAAUUGUCCCUGGAGUCACCAAGCUCUCGGAGCAUCAUUUGAGUGAAAUGCUGUAUUAUGGGAAAACUUAAACUAUUUUGUGUGUCUGUGUUGGGGUUAGGGUGGAAAUUUCUCUGUAACACUGAUGACAAUACUCUAAGCUUUCCUUAUCCUAAAAGAUAAAUCACUUCAGACUUCACUGAAAAGGUAAAUCACUUCAGAGCUUUAAUUUCUUUUGCACUUCUGUUUUGAGCUUAUAACUGGAAAAGCAUGUCUUGCACUGUUCAGUCUCUCUGGUCACUUUAACCACCUCAGAGCUGUGUACAGUGAUUAUUCCCCCCCACCAUCUGUAUAUUUUUGGAAUCUUAUACAAAUACCAUUGUCCUUGGUUUUGUUUUAAUGUACUAAACUAUGUAGCUUUAUAAUUUGACUUAUGUUUUCUUUUUUAACCAUCUGCUCCUUUGUCUUUAGGUGGUUCUGAAUUCAACUUGGUAUGGCACUGAAAUUGCAAAUGCUGCAUUUGUAGCUGUUCACAAUCUUGAUAUUACUGCUGUGGGUUAAAGUGCAAGUUCAUUUUAUAUGGCUGUAAGCAUAACCUAGUGGCUGUAUUUAAAGCACCAAACAAAUCAGAACUUGUCUGGUCAGAUGUUAUGUAAUUGUGGGAAACUGCCAUUUUUCCUGAAAGCUCAGCUACAAUUUUUACUUCUAAAACAUAGCUUGUACCGGACGUAACAUUGCAAAUGCCUCAUAUUUGACAGACAUUUAGCUUUCAAAUAAACUUCUCGAGUAGUUUGAGUCUUUUCCAAAAAAAA
Molecule: messenger RNA, 2798 nt
Organism: Sturnus vulgaris (Common starling)
Lineage: Eukaryota; Metazoa; Chordata; Aves; Passeriformes; Sturnidae
Gene: FBXO28
Product: F-box protein 28
Biological process (GO): protein polyubiquitination
Molecular function (GO): protein binding
Source: RefSeq, a predicted model, not a curated record